AUGGCUCUAUCUUUUACAUCAUUUUUUGCAAAAGAUAAAAAAAAUUUUGAACCUGGUACACUUCGUUAUUCUCUUCAUAAACAAGCAUGUGCUUCAUUAAAAUCAGGUCUUGAUUUAAAAGAAAUAGUUAAAUUACCUAAAAAUGAAAAUGAAGAUGAUUGGAUUGCUGUCCAUGUUGUCGAUUUUUAUAAUCGAAUAAAUCUUAUUUAUGGAAUAAUUAAUGAUUAUUGUACUUCAAAAACUUGUCCAACAAUGUCUGGUGGUCCUCGUUAUGAAUAUAGAUGGUGUGAUGGAAUAAAAUAUAAAAAACCAACAUCAUUAAAUGCUCAUGAUUAUAUGACAUUAUUGAUGGAAUGGAUUGAAACGAUAUUAAAUGAUGAAUCAAUCUUUCCUGUACAAACUGGAAUAGGAGGAUUUCCUAAGAAUUUUCGAUCAACUUGUAAAAAAAUUCUUUCACGUUUAUAUCGAGUUUUUGUUCAUGUUUAUGUACAUCAUUUUGAUCAUAUUGUUGAUUUACAAGCCGAACCUCAUAUAAAUAUGUGUUAUAAACAUUUUUGUUAUUUUUGUCGUGAAUUUGAUUUAUUGAAAAAAGAAGAAAUGGCUCCAUUGUAUGAUAUGACUAAUCGAUUAUGUCCAGAAGUAUUUCGAAUUGCUAAAUAA
Molecule: messenger RNA, 660 nt
Organism: Adineta steineri
Lineage: Eukaryota; Metazoa; Rotifera; Eurotatoria; Adinetida; Adinetidae
Source: the annotation of a GenBank genome assembly